AUGAAUCACUUGCGACUAGUAAUGGCAACCUUUCCUCCUUGCACCUAUGGCUUACAUGCAGACGAGGUUACUCGAAAAGAUCGCCAAAAGUGGGAGGUGGUGCAACGUUUAAAAUUCCUGUCAGUUCAAACGUGCCUACUCAACAUCGCGCAUAGAAAAAACGGUGUUACUAAAGAUGUGUCAGUGUAUGGUACGUGGGCAUUCCUCUAUGUCGCCUGGCACUACACAGAGAUUUUCUUCAGUCUGCAUGCAUCUCUUCGUGAGAGAAUAAAGUAUGCUGCCUUUCUUGCUAUUUUCUUCAGCUUUUGGCGAAACUGGAUCGUGAUUUCCAAUGCCUUUUCCCUGAAGCAAAACUUUCUCACUAGAGAAUGCUUCCAAGAUGUUCUUCUGUCAUGCCACUUUGUUGUCAUUCUGAUUUCUUACUUUCGCGAUGAGCACCCUGACCUGGAAUGCCCUUUACAUCUAACAGGAAGCCAUUGUUGCGAAAGGUACUUCUCCAAAAAUGGCAGUUUUGUACAAAACCGCCACAACUACACUUUUCUUGACAUGCACACGAACCUUGGUCACAUGAACAGGUUGGAGGAGAUCAAAGCAACAAACCCAGACAUUAAGUUUCCAAUACGCAAACAUAACAAUAUCAAUGAACAAGGAGAUGAGACCAGUGACGAUGACAAGUGGUUUUACAAGCCCAUGGAGUAUGUUGAUUUCAAGAAAUCAUUAAGAGGCAUGGAAACAGAGGAAGAGCAAGAGACCUUACGGAGAGAAGCACGUGAACAGGAAUCGGAAGAAGCCACAGAAACUGAAACCGGGCCUAACUCUGACAGUCUUUGCGAUUCAUUUGAAGAUGAGGAAGUUGAAGACAUUCACCAAAUAGUGAAUCCCCUUCUCGACAGCUUCAAUAAAAACAAAGAGGCGGAAAAGCGAGGUGCUACUUUGCUAAUACCCGGCAUCAGCAGGCGUUACAAAAGUACAAUAAUUGCAGAACUGAGAAAUAACCCUGAACUGUCUACAGACCGCCUUAGACGGGUACGAGGUGCAGGCACAUCAUCAGAGAGUGAGAAGACAGGUGACAACGACUCCACGGACAGCGGCGAUUCUGUUGCUUUAUUCGACGACUGUGUAUUUUAUGACCCUACUUGCGCUGGCAAGUUCGUCUUAGGCAGAGUGCAACGUCAUUGUGUCAAAAUACUGUCGCACUUCUGA
Messenger RNA from Porites evermanni, 1203 nucleotides. The record is from the annotation of a GenBank genome assembly. NCBI's taxonomy places the organism in Eukaryota, Metazoa, Cnidaria, Anthozoa, Scleractinia, Poritidae.